Radiomyces spectabilis is the source of this 904-nucleotide messenger RNA. RefSeq lists its product as uncharacterized. Gene Ontology annotation, cellular component: phagophore assembly site. The transcript is spliced from 7 exons. Lineage: Eukaryota; Fungi; Mucoromycota; Mucoromycetes; Mucorales; Radiomycetaceae. Gene Ontology annotation, biological process: autophagy; autophagosome assembly. The record is from RefSeq and is a predicted model, not a curated record. Bases 77 to 745 code for a protein of 222 amino acids.
CAUACACGAGAUCUGAGCCAAUUAUGCAUUUCCCUUAUUCUCUUUAUCACUUUUUGUAUCUCCUUUUAGUUUUACCAUGGCAUUGAAUGCGCAAGAGUUCAAUAUUGAGAUGGCGGCCGUCCCGAGAGAAUGCGUCAAGGAUGUUCUUAGAGCGUUACUGCAUUCCAUCUUUUUCCAUCGUCUGCUCGUCAAUGUCAUGCCGAGGGAACUGCGAGUAUUGGACACUACGGUAUCGAUUACAGACAGUCGAGAUGUGGAGAUGCUUAUCGAGGCCAAGAUUGCGGAGUUUCUACAGAAUACGAGCCCACCCCACAUUAAACAGGGCAAGUUAGGCGUACUAUUUUAUGAAAAGCGACUGAAGAAAAACUGGUUUCAAUUCUCCAAAUCCGAAGAACUGGUGUGUUGGGAACAAUGGACACUUACACUCAGUUUAAUAUAUCCUCAGAAUGAUCAAGAAAAACAGUCAUCCCAUCGGUUCGCUGAAAAGCAAUUAUCACAGUGUCUGCUGGACAUUUUACGUAUGGCAAACGAUCAUAAGGAACACAUCCCAUCCAUUACAACCACCGAAGGCAACCCAUUUCCAUAUCAGAUUGCGGUAUUGUCGCAAGCAGAAUCGUGGGGCACGAUGAUUAAACGGCUUUUGGUAACUGAUGCACCGACAAACGAUGCAGUCAAGGAGAAUACAGCAACAGGGACCAAACCACAGGAGGAAAAAGACAAACGCACAUCAACAGGCACAUUAUAAAACUUAUACCUUAUAAAAUAAGUAUUAUCUAUUAUUCGAAAACGAGCAAUGGUGUUCCAGUCUUAUGUUCAGGCAUCUGGCACGUUCUCAUUUUGGAAAUUUUAAGUGUGGGUCAAAGGGAGAUUACGGGCCGGGGUUUGUAAUAAAAAAUGCUCGACG